Molecule: messenger RNA, 2995 nt
Organism: Rana temporaria (common frog)
Lineage: Eukaryota; Metazoa; Chordata; Amphibia; Anura; Ranidae
Product: E3 ubiquitin/ISG15 ligase TRIM25-like
Exons: 2
Coding region: 549-2123 (524 amino acids)
Molecular function (GO): protein binding; zinc ion binding
Source: RefSeq, a predicted model, not a curated record
UACUUUAACCUAGGGCAUCUGUGAGGUAUUCUCUUUUCUCCCUGGACUGUAAGUAAUACAGCUAUUUUCUGUUUUUAUCUAAAAGUGACUGGCACAUUCCUACAAUCAAAGCCAGGACUUCCCCCUAAGAAAUGAAUGUCAGCUCUCUGCACACUCCCGGAUGGCACUAUCUGCUUCCCGGAGGGGGAGUCGGGGUGUAGAGGGGCUACAAAUAGAGCAGUUGUUCAAGGAGCAAGCACAUAGACUUCAUUGUCUACUAUUUAACCUCUGAGUGUGAACUAUUGUUUGGGUUUUGGGUCUUUUAAAGUCUAUGAGCCGCGGUUGUAAAUGUGCCGAGACAGUACGGCUCAUUCAUCAACCACACAUCGUUUUGUAGAAAAGAGAAAUCUUUCCCUCUCGCUCUCUCUCUCUCUUCUACACCUCCCCCUCUGUCCUUUGUACUUCACUAUGUGAAAUGUUACUGAUCAGGCUCAGCCUCAUCCUGUGUAGCAUGAUGUGGUCAGCCCAACUGCAUCCUUCCCCAUUGUCUUUCACUUCCCUUCUUAGCGAUGGCGUCUGCAGACCUGAGAGCUGAGCUGGAAUGUUCCGUCUGUCUGAACAUUUAUACAGAUUCUGUAAACCUGAGAUGCGGACAUAAUUUCUGCCGGGCCUGUAUUGAUCGUGUGCUGGAUACACAGGGGGGGUCUGGAGGAUAUUCAUGUCCUGAAUGCAGAGAGAAGUUUCAGGAUCGGCCUGCACUGCACAGGAACAUAACGCUACGUAACAUAGUGGAGAAUUUCCUGUCUGCUCAACCAGAUCAAGAGGAGUCUGGGGUCUUCUGUACUCACUGUGUGGACUCUCCUGUACCUGCUGUUCAAUCCUGUCUGCUCUGUGAGGUUUCUCUGUGUGAUAAACACCUGAGAGUCCACAAAAAGACCCCAGAACACAUCUUAUGUGACCCCACCUUGUCCAUGGAGAGCAGGAAAUGCUCCGUCCAUAAGAAGAUCCUGGAGUAUUACUGCACUGAGGAUGAUACCUGUAUUUGUGUGACCUGCAGUUUGGCCGGAGAACAUCGAGGACACCAGGUGGAGAUGCUGGGUGAGGCUUCCGAGAAGAAGAAGGAGACACUGAGGAAUGUUCUGCAGAAACUUCUGAUAAAGAUAGAGGAGACGGAGGAAAGAGUCCAGAGUCUGCAGGAACACAGGAGGAAAGUAGAAGAAAAAACACCUGGUGACACCGAGAGAGUCACUUCCCUGUUUAGAGAUCUCAGGAGACAUCAGGAAGACCUGGAGAAGAGAGUCCUGAGGGAGAUCUCCGGGCGUGCGGAGCGGAUCUCCAUCUCCAUUCGGGAUCUGGAAAUAAAGAAGGAGGAGUUGUCCAGGAAGUUGCGUCACAUUGAGGAGCUGUGUAACAUGACGGAUCCACUGACUGUCUUACAGGAAUCAGACACAGGUGACUUGUGUGAUACUGAGGAUGGAGAUAAUGAGGACAGAGAGAGACAUGAGAAGCUCCUCCAUGAUGGAGGGGGUCUGGAUGUGGCGGGGGUCUUACACACAGGUUUAUCUGAUAUAAUAACAGAGGUAAAUGUAUACUUCUAUAUACAGGGAGCUGCAGACAUAUUACUGGAUGGAAACACAGCUCAUAAUCUUCUACAGAUAUCAGAUGACAGGAAAACUGUAUCCACGUCAGAUAAAUACCAGAAUCAUCCAGAAACACCAGAGAGAUUUCAGAAUUGGUCUCAGGUGUUGAGCAGUCAGAGUUUCUCCUCAGGGAGACAUUACUGGGAAGUAGAUGUCGGGGGGUCAGAAAGAUGGACAGUUGGGAUGUGUUACCCCAGUAUAAAGAGGAGAGGAAAUCAUUUAGUGAUUGGAUGGAAUAACAAGUCCUGGGGAUUGUACAAGGAAGGUGAUCAGUACGGGGUGAAACAUAACAAUAACGAGGUCCUCUUACCUCUUACCAAUAUCUCCAGUAACAGAGUCAGGAUAUAUCUGGAUUAUGAGGCCGGGCAGAUCUCCUUUUAUGAUCUGUGUCACCCGAUCCGACACCUCCACACCUUCACCACCACCUUUACUGAGCCCCUCCAUGCUGGGAUAUGGGUACCAAAAGGUUGUAUAAGGAUAUGUGGGGGGAAUCGAGAGAUGUGAGAGCUCCACCACUGGAAACAGUAGCGAUGCAGUGCAUUGUGCAUGCUGGGUGAGUGUGGGCAAAUUUCACAGUGGGAGGGUCUUAAAGGGGCAUUUUUAAAUAAAACCAGGAAUACAUAACACACAGAGUGCAGGCUUCAGGCGUGCACUACAUACAGAAUGCAGGGUUCAGAUGUGCAUUACACAUAGGGUCCAGGAGUGCGAAACAGAGUACAGGGUUCAGAAGUGCACUAUGCACAGGGCGCAAGGUUCAGGAUUGAGCUAUGCACAGGGUAUAGGGUUUAGGAGUGCGUAAUACACACAGUGCAAAGGUUCCGGAGUGCACUUUGUACAGAGCGCAGGGUUUAGGAGUAUGUAACAAACACAAUACAGGUGAAGGCGUCAUGCACAGAGUGAGGGUUCAAGAGUAUACUAAAAACAAGGUUCAUGGUUUAAGAGUGUAUAACACACAAAGUUCAUGGGUUCAGGAGCACAUUACACACAAAAUGCCGGGUUCAGGAGCAUGUUACAUACAGAAUGCAGGGUUAAGGAAUGCACUAUGCACAGAAUUCAGGGUUCAGGUGUGCGCUACAUACAGAAUGCAGGGUUCAGAGGUACACUACAUACAGAAUGUACGGUUAAGGUGCAUGUUACAUACAGAAUGCAGGGUUCAGGAGUGCACUAUGUAUAGAGCACAGAAUUCAAGAGAGCACUACGUACAGAGUGCUAAAUUCAGGAGUACUUUCCUCACAGAAGGCAGGGUUCAGGAGUGCGCUACGCUCAGAAUUCAAGGUCCACGAGCAUGUUACAUACAAAAUGCAGGGUCCAGGACUGUGCUAUACACAGAAUGCAAGGUUAAAGCGGAGGUUCACCCUAAUAACAUGUAUAUCUGA